Molecule: messenger RNA, 6492 nt
Organism: Syngnathoides biaculeatus (alligator pipefish)
Lineage: Eukaryota; Metazoa; Chordata; Actinopteri; Syngnathiformes; Syngnathidae
Gene: keap1b
Product: kelch-like ECH-associated protein 1b
Exons: 7
Coding region: 1483-3312 (609 amino acids)
Molecular function (GO): protein binding
Source: RefSeq, a predicted model, not a curated record
ACUUUGCGCUCCACUCGGGGCUUUAAUGCGGAUAUUAUCGAAAACGAAGCGGGAUUUAUUUUGCCGUGAGAGCGACCGCGCGGUUGCAGCCGCUUUUGCGUGUUUAAUUCCCGAAGCGGUUCGAGCGCGGCUAGCUAGCGACUGUUGUUAAUGUCAGAAGAUAGCUCGAUCACUUUGAUUCAUAUAUAUAUAUAUAUAUAUUUAAAAAAAAAAAACAACAACAACAUCACCUGCGACUUUAUUUUCAGAGACAAAUUGGAGUCUUUGGUAGGCCCGCAAAGGCUCGAAUCGUUCCGCCUAAUUUCGGUGCGUCUUUAUUGACUGCGCUCGGUUGCAAAACAAGCGACAAAUGGAACGCGUGAAUGGAAAAAGAGUGAAAAAAGGCUGAAAAGGAAAAACGAGCUCGCAGAGUCCGCGGCAGUCCCCGGCCUGUGUCGAUUCAUUACGUAAGAUCUGGACUUCACUUGUAGGUCAUGUUUUGGGGACAUUCAGUUCCUCCCCGAAGAGUUCGCCAUGUGUCAGCGAGCCCAGUCGGUGCCGACAUGCCGGUCAUCGCCCGCAUACUUCGUUUCCUGGCUCGGUCUCGUUUGGCCCAUUUCGAGGAACGCUUCUAAAACUGUGGUUGUGUAUUCAGCAGCAGAAGACAGUCGGGUCUGCCGAGAGGAUCGUCUGUACCCCCCCCCCCAAAAAAAAAAUAAAAAAUAAACCCACUCUUGAGGAUUUCCACGCUGCCGGAGCUGAGACAAGACCAAGCAGAAGUCCCUCGGACUUGGCCCCGGCACAUCCCGGUCAGCACCUUCGCUCAGGUGUUCGAUGAGGCGACUGCUUCCUGGCGAUUGUUGCGGCGCAAGAAAGUUUACUGUGCUGGAGGACCUCCACGUUGAAAGCGACCAAAUAGCUUCUCCAGGACUAACAUUUCUCAAAGGCAAUUUUUUUGGGACACAACUUGCCAUAAUUUUUUUAAUAAUUUGAUGAUUUUUUUUUUUUUUUUUUUUGGUUUGCUGAUUGAGAAGAUUCCAGCUAGCAGGCUAGAUGGGCUGUGAAACACGUCAAGACCUUCAUUUUGCAAGUUUUGGACUGUAUUCCUGUUUCCCGGCAGAGCUACAAAACCUGUUUGCAAAGAUGCUCUGCUGACAUAAAUAGCCCAAAGUGGUUCUCAUUUGCAGCCGGUCAAUUUUUCCGUGAAUUUCCUGCCGCAUUUUUCUCGCAGUUCAAUGGAAUUUUCGAGUUGGGUGAUGUCGGAAUCGAGUCAGGCGACACUACGAGCAGCUGCGAGGUCUCCCAUCGACUCUGUAAUGAGUCACAGAGCUUGACACGAGUUUCGAACUGGACAAAGGAGUCGGCGCGUGCGCGUAAAUCUUGACUGGAAGUCGACCAAACAGCAGGUCCUCGCCCAAUUUCACUCCCGCUCGCCCGGCGGUGCCAUGAUACUGCCAAACGCUUCUUGCGCGAGAGACUGAGAAGGAGGACACCAGGAAGGAAAUGUCAGAGUGCCUGACAGAAUGCAAAGCGCUGGUGACCCCGUCCACGCGCAACGGCCACCGCGUCUUCAGCUACACGCUCGAGAGCCACACGGCCGCCGCCUUCGCCAUCAUGAACGAGCUACGCCUGGAGCGCCAGCUCUGCGACGUGACGCUGCGCGUGCGCUACCGGGACCUGGAGGCGGUGGACUUCGUGGCUCACAAGGUGGUGCUGGCGUCGUCGUCGCCCGUCUUCAGGGCCAUGUUCACCAACGGCCUGAAGGAGUGCGGCAUGGAACUGGUGCCCAUCGAGGGCAUCCACCCCAAGGUGAUGAACCGACUGAUCGAGUUCGCCUACACGGCCAGCAUCUCCGUCGGAGAGAAGUGUGUGAUCCACGUGAUGAACGGCGCCGUCAUGUACCAGAUCGAUAGCGUGGUCAAGGCCUGCUGCGACUUCCUGGUCCAGCAGCUCGACCCCAGUAACGCCAUCGGCAUCGGCAGUUUCGCCGAGCAGAUCGGCUGCACGGAGCUCCACCAGAAAGCGCGGGAAUACAUCUAUAUGAACUUCAGCCAGGUCGCGACCCAGGAGGAGUUCUUUAACUUGACCCACUGCCAGCUGGUGACCCUCAUCAGCCGCGACGAGCUCAACGUACGCUGCGAGUCUGAAGUCUUCCGGGCGUGCGAGGCCUGGGUGCGCUACGACCGAGAGAACCGGCGGCCGUACGUUCAGGCUUUGCUCCACGCCGUCCGCUGCCAUUCCCUGACGCCGAACUUCCUGCAGGCCCAGCUGCAGUCUCUCGACUGGGACCCCCAGUGCAAAGACUACCUCGCGCAAAUCUUUCAGGACCUCACCCUGCACAAACCCACUAAAGUCAACUCUUGCCGAACCCCCAAGGUGCCGCAGCUCAUCUACACGGCCGGGGGCUACUUCCGGCAGUCCCUCAGCUACCUGGAGGCGUACAAUCCCUGCACGGGGUCCUGGCUCAGGCUCGCGGACCUGCAGAUGCCUCGCAGCGGCCUGGCAGCUUGCGUCAUCAGUGGGCUUUUCUACGCCGUGGGCGGGAGAAACAACGCCCCCGACGGCAACAUGGACUCGAAUUCACUGGACUGCUACAACCCCAUGAACAACUGCUGGUUGCCGUGCGCCGCCAUGAGCGUGCCCCGAAACCGAAUAGGGGUGGGAGUCAUCGACUGCAUGAUAUAUGCGGUGGGUGGAUCGCACGGGUGCAUUCACCACAACAGCGUGGAAAGGUAUGAUCCAGAACGAGACCAGUGGCAGCUGGUAGCCCCCAUGCUGACGCGCCGCAUCGGGGUGGGCGUGGCCGUCAUCAACCGGCUCCUGUACGCCGUGGGCGGCUUCGACGGGACCAGUCGGCUCAGCUCGUGCGAGUGCUACAACCCGGAGAGGGACGAGUGGAAGACCAUGGCCUCCAUGUACACCGUGCGCUCCGGAGCCGGCGUUUGCGCUCUGGGCAAUCACAUCUUUGUGAUGGGCGGGUACGACGGCACCAACCAGCUGAACUCGGUGGAGCGCUACAGCGUGGAAACGGAUACGUGGAGCUUUGUGGCCUCUAUGAGGCACCGGCGCAGCGCUCUGGGAGUCACUGCUUUACACGGCCGGGUCUACGUUUUGGGAGGUUACGACGGCAGCACGUUCCUCGACAGCGUGGAGUGUUACGACCCCGAGAAGGACGCCUGGUCGGAGGUCACGCACAUGACGUCGGGGCGCAGCGGCGUGGGCGUGGCCGUCACCAUGGAGCCCUGCCAGAAGGACCCGCCUCAGUGUCCCACGGCCGAGCGGGAGAUCGACGGCGCUUCGCAACACAAUCAACAGAAACACAGCUUACUGUAAACACCCCCCCACCAUCUUCACGUCCAUUUUUACACAUUGAUUCCGGAGCUAACACCAAAUCAGUAUUACGACUUGAAAAGUUUGAAGUCCACUGUCAGCGGCAGUAUAAUCACUGGUGAGCUUCUUUGGGGUUUUUUGUGGGGGGGGGGGUCUGUCUGACUUGUGUCCCGCCAAACCCAGCAAAACCUCAGUCCCGCGCUCGCAGCCAGCGGCGCUUCAUCGCCCUGAUUCGACUGAAAAGGGUUCAGCUCGCCCAUCGGGGGCUCGUUAGUUCUCGUUAAAGUUGCGGACACGUGUGUAAAAAAAAAAGUCAUUUUUGGAGGGGGUGGGGGUGAGUUCUUUUGGUUCCUGUCAUCUGAUUCAAAGUCACUCGUGAUUGGGCCACGCUUGCGUUAUGUUCAAAAUCAUCAAUAGGGAAGAUGAAAGGGUUUCCGUGACAACCGGCCUCACGCUUGAAGAUUUCCUCUUUUGAAAUUGGUCGUCUGCGCUAACAUAAUCGUGGAAAAUUGCCAGGUUAGAAUGUAGUCAAAUGUAAACGUCUUGGAAAAAACUUUUUUUUUUUUUUUUAAUUCACCUUAGAAUUGAGACGGCGCAUCUAAGCUUUUUUUUUCCCUUUUACAUUUUUCCCCAGUCUUCAAUCUAUUAUAUAUUUUUUUUAAUUCUCAUAUCAUUGAAGAAAAAAUAAUUUCUUAGUAUAACAUAAGUUUUUUUUUUUCCUUUUCAGUUUUUCCCCAGUCUUCAAUCUAAUAUAUUUUUGGAAUUCUCAUAUUGAAGAAAAAAAAAUUUCUUAGUAUAGCAUGAAAAGUUUUUUUUCCAGUUUUUCCCCAGUCUUCAAUCUAAUAUAUAUUUUUUUGAAUUCUCAUAUUGAAGAAAAAAUAAUUUCUUAGUAUAACAUGAAAAGUUUUUUGUUUUUUUUUUCCUUUUCAGUUUUUCCCCCAGACUUCAAUCUAAUAUAUUUUUGGGAAUUCUCAUAUUGAAGAAAAAAAAAUUUCUUAGUAUAGCAUGAAAAGUUUUUUUUCCAGUUUUUCCCCAGUCUUCAAUGUAAUAUAUAUUAUUUUGAAUUCUCAUAUCAUUGAAGAAAAAAAUAAUUUCUUAGUAUAAUGUGAAAAUUUGUAUUUAUUUUUUUUCCCCUGGAAAAAGAGGCGACUUUUGAGUUCACGUUUCUUUCUGGAAAAUCUCCGGUACUCUGACUUUUGUUCUGUUGUGGAAGGCCAACUUUUUUUCGACCCCACGCGCACACAAAACGUUCCCCCCCCCCCCCCCCAUAAUCAUGUCGCGUAUUCAACACGACAAUGUACAGUAAACGGCAAAAGUGUUUUUUGGGUCUGAGGGCCGAAUCCUCCAAAGGAGGUUGAACAGGUAAAUCCCCAUCUUGGCUGUAAAUCCCGAAACCAGGAUUUCAACUUCGAGAUGAAAUUUAAUACUGUAGCUUUUUAAACUUAUUACCGAAUAUUUGAUUUGUCAUCUCUCACUGGACAGUCGACCUCCUUUUUUAUUUUUAUUUUCUUUUUUUUUUUCCUUCCACCAGACCUCAAAAACAAAAAGUGAUGACGUUCCUUUUGUCCGACGCGUUCCAACAAACACGGAGGACGAAACGAGAAAUAUGUUUUUUAACAGCCGUUUAAGCUACAAAAGUUUCUACGUGAUGUUUUGUACUCUGAUCUUCGAAUAAUUCUUGUGCGGAAUUGAAUCGCUCUCCUUAUUUAUUAGUUGAAUAGCUUUUCGUGGUCCUCUUAACCGACAAAAAUUUUUGUAUUGAAUCAGGCUGGCGUUGGCGUCUUUGUAGCGAGCAUGUGUUGCAUUUGGGUAGAAAUUGGGGGGGGGGGGGUGUUUGCUGUAAAAAAAAAAAAUAAUAAUAAUAAUUAUUCACUUUGAAAGGGAUUUUGCCGUUCAUCUAGAGUUGGGUUGAAAUUAGAGUAUUUCAAAUCUGCUUUGUACAUUUUUCCAACAGAAACCUGUACAAUAAUUGUAUAGUAAAAUGUUUACUGUAUUGUGUGGCGUUGUCAUCUUGUUGUACUGUACGUACAGUAUUACGUACAAGCGUAUACCAAAUUUGAUGUACUCAUUUGUGGACCCCGGCUUGUGUACCCUGCAAAAUCCAAAGACCGUUUUGGAACAUGGUGUAAGAUUCAAAAUAAGUUUAAAAACAAGUCAUAGCUUCAAAAUAAGACUUUGGGUAUCAGAAAGGUUUUGGUUACAAAACAUUUUUAUUUUUCUGGUUUCAAUUUUCGGCUUUAAAAGAGGUUAAGGGUGUGAAAACAUGGUCAGGUUUUCAAAGUAAGGUUCCGAAACAGGGUUGAAGCGGUUUUGAAGUAUGAUUAGGGCUUCACGUUUAUGUUCAAAGUAGGGUUUCAAAUUAAGGUUUUCAAAAUAAUUGGAGUUUCAAAACAGGGUUAGAAUCGGUGGCACAAGGCAUCCGGCCAGAAGUAGAGUGACCACUGAUCUUUUUUAAAAAAAAAAAAAAAAAAAGAAAAAGAAAAGAUUGGAUAUCGCAUUUAGAAGCCAGUUGGCCGCCAUCUUGGUACUCCCAAAACACGCGGAAGACAUGGUUUACAGGUUGGAUUUUUCCUCAAAGUUUGGCAUGUCGAAUUAAAACUGGUCAUGUGAUCUUGACAUUUUUUCAGUUCUGGUAACAUGAAGGAUUUUUAAUUCAACUUGGUAAGACAAAAAAGGCAAAGUGCAAAGGAAAAACUAGCAAGAAACCUUGCAUAUUACCGAGGGCCCGAUUUCCGUGACAUGUUAACUUUCCCGAAAAUACGCUGUGAAGCACUACCAUCAUAACAGCAAAAAAACUAAGCAUUUUUUUUUGUCAUAAAAACAAAAUUUAAGUAAAUCAGUUCGAUAUGUUUUUGGAAAGAAGGACUCGCAAUGGGAAAAUACGUGCUAAACCCAACGUUCAUUUGUUGACUCUGCGACGUCCUAUAUCACAGAAAAUUUCAACUUGUUUCCUCAAAUUUGAAAAUCAAAUUCAAUUUCCAGAGUUCUGCUUUAUGAAAUGCAUCAAAAAAUUUCACAGAAAAUGUGCUUUCUUGCUUAUUUACUGAUGAAGUUUGGGAAAAUAUUGACAUUGCUUUUCCGCCAAAACCCAUUAGCCUAUAAAGGUGAAGCAGAGAGUGAACGACAACUGUAAACAAAACUUUGUUCGAGUGAAUUAAGCUCAUCUGAAAAUUAAAAAAAAAA